Molecule: messenger RNA, 834 nt
Organism: Trichoderma asperellum CBS 433.97
Lineage: Eukaryota; Fungi; Ascomycota; Sordariomycetes; Hypocreales; Hypocreaceae
Source: RefSeq, a predicted model, not a curated record
GGAUAGUAUUCAUAUUCCCCCUCUAACUUCCAAAGAAAUUGUCUCGUAUUGUUGCUGGGUCGAUACCGAACGGUAGAGCUUUAUUCGGGACACUAGAUGGUUUCACGCCAUCGACUAGGUCUUUCAGUUGGGACGGUCUUGACAAUGACUAACAGUAUCACGGCCAGUGACUGAGGGGAGCGUAGUCGAGGGCCAGAUGAGCACAAUAUAGACUUCGUUAUGUGCUUCUCUGCGAGGAGCGUCUCUUUCUUGCGUACGAGAAGCCAAUGUGAGAACCAGGGCUAUGAGAGCGUCUACAGCGUGUCUAUCACCUACCAACCCGGGCGCGAUGAAAUGGCAAGCAACAGCCGCCAUGGCGUGGGUAUAUCUUCAAAUGAGGCCGGUGGUGAGCACAUUGUACAGCACGCACAUGGGUCCGCUUGCGUAUUUGCGGAGGUUAGUCUUGAUUGAAGCUGCGACAGUCGCACCGCCCAAUACAGCUACAGGAAGGGGAGUAGGCUGUUGCGAACACCUAGGAGCGAGAGGAAAGCCAGACUUUGUUUCCGAGUGCGCGUUACCUGGCACAAUCAUAUGCCUAAAGCUUGCAGGUCUUCGAUUGCCCGAAAGAAUAUACGCAUCUACGCAUUAUCUGGCAGGGGUCCAUGAUCGGCAUCCAUCGCAACAAACCUAGCGCAGGGUCGCAAUGUAACUAACUCAUCGGGAAUGGGCGCCGUUUCUUUUAUCACGCCAUGAAGCAUGUCUAAAUCGGUGGUGUGCUUGGAGCGGCUUUUGUGAAUUAUACUAGUGUAGUUAUUCACAUCCUUUGACUUCUGUCGAGUAUCUGUCCCAUCAGCG